UAAUUUUUGGAACAAGAUAUUUAAAAUUCAAGAGUAUUAAACUGAAGAAACUGAAGAAAAUGUCAGGGAUAAAAUUAGUCGAUAUUUACGAUUUUUAUUGGAAUCGGAAUGCCGAUCCAAGAACAAACGAUUUGCCAUUUAUCGGAUCGCCAAUCAUCAUUCCUUCCAUCCUAUUUUUAUACUUGUACGUCGUCUUAAAAUGUGGUCCUGAAUUCAUGGAAACUAGGAAACCGUACAACUUAAAAACAUUCGUGAGAUACUACAACGUCUUUCAAGUUGUCGUCAAUGCGUUCAUAGUGCAACAGUUCAUCAGUGCAGGCUGGUUCACCGAAAUAACCGUGUACUGCGAAGUACCGGAUUAUUCGUAUAAUCGUAGUUCUCUCAAGAUAAGUUAUACAAUGUGGUUGGUAACGAUGCUAAAAUUAAUCGAUCUCAUGGAAACGCUGGUGUUCGUGUUCAGGAAGAAACACAAACAAAUUUCAUUUCUCCAUGUGUAUCAUCAUGUGACUACGAUCCUACUCUCUUGGCUCACGACGAAAUAUGUUCCAGUCGCGAUGACUUCGUUCACUAUGAUGCUAAACUGUAGUAUACACGUGAUCAUGUACACUUAUUAUUUCCUUAGCACUUUUGGGACAAAGUUUCAGAGUGCAUUGGCCAGGUAUAAACCAAUAUUGACCAUCGUGCAAAUGGUGCAGUUUGUAAUUUUAUUCAUGCAAAACGUGCAAACGUUUCUCCCGUCUUGUCCUGUAACGAAGAUACCAGGCAGCUUCUCGAUAAUUAAUUUAAUUAUAAAUUUCAUUCUUUUCUACAAUUUCUACCAGAAAGAAUACGUGAGAUCAGCCGAGAAGAAGCGUUAAAUCAAAUCUACAAAGUGCACUCGAAUGUAAUCGGACGGAAUGCUUUUGAAAGAGGUAUCGAUACGAUUACAAUGAACAGUUUAGCUCGGAUUUAUUAUUAUUAUUUGUUUACCAAUUACGCAAAUAUCUAUGCAAAAACGAGAUCCGUGGAUAUUUAUUAUAAUAAAACCUAAAGGGAAAUCAUGGAUAUCACAGAGUUCAAUGUCUGUGUUGAAACUAAUGGUGGUAAACAUCAGGAAUCGAUUAAAUGCGAUGAAUUAUUAUAUUUCAUUGAAGUGACAUGCAAAAUCGACGAUUACCAUAUUAUUGAUAACAAUAGAAUGAAAUUACUUAUUAUGCACCAACGUGUACUAAAAUCACAUGCAUCAUAAUCCAAAUAAUGUAGAGAGGUUAUGAAAUCGAUCAAGAGUCAAGUUUAUUUAUCCGAAAAGAAAUCUGACGAAUUAAUAAAAAUUUGUCUACGGAGCUAACUAAAAACUACGUGAAAAUAUCUUUCAGUAUUUUUCGAUUCUUGUUGUUUUUUUUUUUUUUUUUUUGCUUGAUUCUUUUCUACUACUUAUGUGUGUAAAAUGUGAUACACAAGAAAAGAAAAUACCAAAGAUACAACUAUUUGUUAUUGAAUGUUUAAUAGAUAGAAUGCUUAUUUUCUUUCAUGUUUUUAAUCAUGUUCAAAGCACGAAUUUGCUGAAAAAAAUCGCAGUCUAUUGAUAAUAUAAAGGCACGAAAAACUGAUUAAUGCUUUACGAUGUUACAUCAAUCAAAUUUGAUUAUAUCUGAUCGUUUAUACAUGCGAGGUGUCGACUUCAGAUUGCCAAUAAAAUAAUCAUAAAUUUUGUAACUUUAGAAAAAUAGGUACAACGUUUAGCACGAUCUGUUAUGAUUUUCAAUGACUUUAGUAAUUCUAGAAUCUGAAUAACUAACAAUUAAGUAGAAAUAAAUAUGAAAAGUUUUAAACUUACGGCAGCAAUUUGAAAAACUUUCGUCAGAACUCCACUUACCUGAAACAUAAAAAUAAAGUUUAUAAUAUAGUGAUAACAAGUACGACUUUCACACAAGGUUUGAUCAAUUUUAUCAACACUUUGCAAGUGCUAACAAAUUAAUUAAAAUUCAGUAAACGUCGAAAACGCUCCUUUCUCUGUUUUAAAAAUUUAAAACUUGUCAAGUGUAACUGUAUAUAAAUCAGAUUAAAUGAAUCUGCGCGUUUCUACAAACGCUGGGAAAAGAAAAGAGAAAGUAAUGUGUAAAACUAAUUGAAAAUAAUUUCUUUUAUGGUUCACAGCCAAGUGAACCACGUCGAAACUUGAACAGACAGUGUGAAAGCACAGCAAUAACGGCUCGACACGUGAGAGUAUUCGUACUUUAAUUUAGUUUUCCUUCCAGACAGGAAAACUCCAAAUUCUAAUUAGGACAGAAGAGAACAGAGGAGUUUCUGUCCUGCUUUUCAAUAGCGAUUGGCACGUCACCACGAGAAUGCUAAGCUCCAAGCAGGGAUUAUGGGAUUGUGAACUAGUUGCCGAACUUAAGAGCGCGUGCUAUGGCUCGGCAUGGGAAACUUGCAUGCUCCACGCGACAGACUUACACAGGCAACGCAUACGAAAUUCGAUCGUUCAACUAUUUCUUUUCACACUUGCAGCGUGCAAUUCGUCUUUCAUCUUGGUGCCUCGCAACUUUUAUUCGAUUAAAAGGGAGAAAGGUAUAAACGAUUUUUAUUUCGACAGAUAUUGAACGUUCGGUCAAAUCAAUUAAAUAUUUAAAUAUUUUCUUUUGACAUGUCAGUACAGUCGAUUUCUGACUGCUGUUUUUGUAAAUUAACGUCACCCGAAGAGUCGCUAGAUCAUGGACUUUGAAAAAUCUGUAUGAUACUUAAAAUGGUAAAAAUUCCACAGACUGCGAGUGAUAUCGGAAAGUUUAUAAAAACAUUCCAAGUAUAAUGCCCAUUUUCAUUCUACAUUUUAAUUAUAUUCUCGAAAAUAUGAAUUUGCAUAGAGGUUUAAUUAUCAUAUCAAGCAGGUUUCAAGCUAUUGUUUGCUCGAAGUGAGAAAGUAAAUGGAGAUAGCUUAAUAUUCUUUAUUUCACGAAGUGAAAAAGUAUUGACCGAAUACAUUAACAUAGACAUUCAACGACCGAGAGGAAGGCCAAUUAUUAUACAAAACGGAAGUCACAAUUUAAACUUUUCAUUCGACGCAGAGCACUUCGAUUAAUGAAACGAAACGCUAAUAAAUUCUUCUUUCCAAGA
Messenger RNA from Frieseomelitta varia, 3093 nucleotides. Its product is annotated as elongation of very long chain fatty acids protein 1-like. Gene Ontology annotation, molecular function: fatty acid elongase activity. Gene Ontology annotation, biological process: very long-chain fatty acid biosynthetic process; fatty acid elongation, monounsaturated fatty acid; fatty acid elongation, saturated fatty acid. The coding region runs from base 60 to 857 and encodes 265 amino acids. The transcript has 5 exons. Gene Ontology annotation, cellular component: endoplasmic reticulum membrane. NCBI's taxonomy places the organism in Eukaryota, Metazoa, Arthropoda, Insecta, Hymenoptera, Apidae. The record is from RefSeq and is a predicted model, not a curated record.